UAGACAGCACACCCCUCAAACAAGCCCGCUGUUGAAGAAGCUGGAUAUGGAUGUCCUGUGCUGGUGCGGUUACACGUGGUCUGUGGUUGUGAGGCCGGUUGGAUGUACUGCCAAGUUCUCUAAAAGGAGGCAGUUUAUGUCUUACCAUCUCAAUAUGAGCCUCCACACCAACACCAUGAACAGCCUGCAUCUGGUGCCCAAGAAGGACUCUGUGGCUAACCAGCUGGUGAGUGGAGCCUUGCAGCUGGCCAGGGACACUGCCCUCUUCCUGGAUGAGAUGCAGCUGGAGCAGGGUCAACUGGACACCUCAGGUGUCUGGAACAUCCCGGCUCUGGGGAACCUGAUUUCCUGGCAGAAGGUUGAUUAUGACUUCAACUACCACAAGGUGGAAUUCCCCUGCAAUAUUAAUGUGCUCAUCACGUCAGAGGGCAGAUCCCUGCUACCAGUGAGGACAAAGGCGUCAAAUAAAAUUUUAUUGGCCACAUCCGCAAUACCGUCUGAUAAGGUAGCAGCCUCUAAGGUGCAGGAGGAGUAA
Oncorhynchus nerka (sockeye salmon) is the source of this 535-nucleotide messenger RNA. RefSeq names its product mini-chromosome maintenance complex-binding protein-like. Gene Ontology annotation, molecular function: chromatin binding. NCBI's taxonomy places the organism in Eukaryota, Metazoa, Chordata, Actinopteri, Salmoniformes, Salmonidae. Gene Ontology annotation, biological process: DNA-templated DNA replication. The transcript is spliced from 4 exons. The record is from RefSeq and is a predicted model, not a curated record. The coding region runs from base 47 to 535 and encodes 162 amino acids.